CUAGAUGAACCCCUCCUAUUUUAGCACGUUCAGUUGGAGUUUUCUCUGCCGCGGCUGCUGUUUUUUCUUCCUUUUUCUGUCCUACUUGAAUCGAUCUGGGGGCCGAAUUUGGACUUCAGUAGGUUUGUGGAGAGAUAAACCGCAGAUCCCUAGCUACAUCCACCCUUCAAUUUAUCAACCCUUGACUGUCAUUUGUACGCCCGGAUAUCCCAUUUAAUACAGAAACUACGAUGGAUAAAACGGAUCUUAUCCAGAAGGCCAAGCUGGCAGAGCAGGCUGAGCGCUACGAUGACAUGGCAGAGUGCAUGAAGGAGGUCACAGAGAAGGGAGGCGAGCUGUCAAACGAGGAGAGGAACCUGCUCUCUGUCGCCUACAAAAACGUGGUCGGGGCGAGGCGGUCCUCAUGGAGGGUGUUGUCCAGCAUCGGGAUGAAGACCGACGGGAGUGGGUGCGAGAAGAAGAAGCAGAUGGUCCAUGAGUACCGGGCGAAGGUGGAGAAGGAGCUGCAGGACAUCUGCUACUGUGUUUUGAACUUGCUGGACUCUUAUUUAAUUGAAAAUGCCACAAAUCCAGAGAGCAAAGUCUUCUAUUUAAAGAUGAAGGGGGACUACUAUAGAUACCUUGCUGAAGUUGCUUCUGGAGAAACCAAGUCGGGGACCAUUGACCAAUCACAAGAAUCUUACCAGGCUGCAUUUGACGUCAGCUCCACUGAGAUGGACCCCACACAUCCCAUUCGCCUGGGGUUGGCUCUUAACUUCUCCGUCUUCUUCUAUGAGAUCCUCAACUCACCAGAAAAAGCUUGCGAGUUGGCUAAAAAGGCAUUUGAUGACGCCAUCGCAGAGCUGGAUCAGCUACAUGAGGAGUCCUACAAAGACAGCACUCUCAUCAUGCAGCUCCUCCGAGACAACCUGACAUUAUGGACGUCAGACAACGCUCCUGAGGAGGCCGACGGCGGGGAAGGAGAGGGAGGCGAGACCGAGAACUAGAGCACCAACUUCCUCUAUAUUGUUGGGAUUCUUUCUCUAAACAAAACAAAAAAAACAACUUUUUACAUUUUUCUUUAUUCCUUAAUGCUUCACUCAAUCAUUCCACCAGUUCAUUCCAUUCAUGAGUUAAUAUAAAGAACCAAAAUUAUUUGUGCCAAGCAGAUUAGGACAAUAAUUGGUGAAAAGAGGAACCAUCUAUUCCUUUUACUGGUAGUUUUGCUUCUUGGCCUUCCCAUCUGUGUAGUUUGAACUGCCGAAAGUAUCUGAUACUCUGAAAUUAUAUCGCCCCCCCCACCCCAGUUCACUUUAGAGGCAAAGAAGUUGGAAGCUUGACUCAAUCAAGUGAGACAAAGUAUAAACAUGCAAUAGUUUCCCUCACAUAUUUUUUGUAGUAUGUAUCUACACGUGUGGUGUUACCUGUGCUGAGGUACAAGAUUAAAGAUGUAAUUUUUACACUGCAGGGAAAUCCAGUGCGCUACACUUAAAAAAAAUAUUUCAACACAUAAGCAGUGCUCAUUGGUUGGACGUUCACUUCCUGAUCUCGUCAUAUUUCACUAAAAAUCUGUUUGGGAUAAAUUUAUGGCUUUUAUCAGACAUUGUUACUGGAGAGAUGUGCUCGUCCUGCACGUCUCUUCAGAUAUUACACUGGAAUGGGAACAAUGCGGUUUUGUACACUUUGCGAGGGUAUUAUUUUCUAGUCUGUCCAGUGAUUGUCACUAGAGAUUUGGACCACUAUUGUUUUGUAAUUGAGUCAGUUGUAGUCCCCAAGAGCCUCGUGGAACUUUUGAAUCCUGGUGCAUCUACCAUGUUAACAAGAAUAAAACAUUUUAUAAACCAAA
Molecule: messenger RNA, 1825 nt
Organism: Nematolebias whitei (Rio pearlfish)
Lineage: Eukaryota; Metazoa; Chordata; Actinopteri; Cyprinodontiformes; Rivulidae
Product: 14-3-3 protein beta/alpha-1
Exons: 6
Coding region: 231-986 (251 amino acids)
Biological process (GO): signal transduction
Cellular component (GO): cytoplasm
Source: RefSeq, a predicted model, not a curated record